AUGGCCACAACAGGGAAGGAUUUCUUCAUUGCUGAGGGAAUAGCUCCUCCAAAAAGGAUCCUCUUUCCACCGGAGAAGAUCUGCAUGGUCUGGCAGCAGAAGCAGCAUGCUGGGGCUGGGCUCUUCAACGUGGGCAACACCUGCUUCCUCAACUCUGUGCUGCAGUGCUUGACCUACACCCCGCCACUGGCCAACUACCUGCUGUCCCGCGAGCACAGCCGGGCCUGCCACCACCAAGGUUUCUGCAUGAUGUGCAUCAUGGAAUCUCACGUGAACAAGGUCCUGCACUCCCCUGUCAGCGCCAUCCUGCCCUUGGCUGUCCUCAAGGUUUUCAGACGCAUAGGAGAGCAUUUCCAGCCUGGCAGGGAGGAAGAUGCCCAUGAUUUCCUGUGCUGCACUGUCAAUGCCAUGCAGAGAGCUUGUCUGAGUGCUAGCAAUGACUUGGACCUCUCUUCUCAAUCCACCACCAUUGUCUAUCAAAUAUUUGGGGGCUUUCUGAGAUCCAGAGUCACCUGCUUCAGCUGUGAAGCCAUUUCUGACUCCUACGAGGCCUUCCUGGACGUUCCUUUGGAUAUCAAAGCAGCCUCGUCCCUCACUGCAGCUCUGGAGGAAUUUGUGACACCCGAGCACCUGGAUGGUGAUAACUGCUUUAAAUGUGACAAGUGUAAGAAGAAUGUUGCUGCCUCCAAGAGGUUCACAGUCCAUCGUGCCCCCAAGAUCCUCACGGUGUGCCUGAAGAGGUUUGACUGCUUCAACGGUGGGAAGAUCAGCAAGGUUGUGGAGUACCCUGAAUUCCUGGACCUUCGUCCCUACAUGUCCCAGGCAGAUGGAGAACCCCUCCAGUACUCCUUGUAUGCUGUCCUGGUGCACAGUGGGGUCAGCUGCCAAGGAGGACACUAUUUCUGCUACACAAAGGCCAGCAAUGGGCUGUGGUACGAGAUGGAUGAUGAGUCUGUGGAGCUCCGUUGCAUUGACACAGCUCUCAGGCAGCAAGCCUACCUGCUCUUUUAUGCCAGAUGCUCUGAUCUGAAGAUUGGAGAGAGGGCUGCUUCUUCCUCUCUGACACCACCACAUGCCCCUUCCUUCCUCAGCCACUGGGCAGGCAGCAGCAAGAAGGUGGCUUCCAUUGGCCCCCAGGGUUUGCCUGGCAGGAGGAAGGACACAGUGCUGGAGGUGGAGGACGCUGGCAUGGAGCAGGCCUGGAGCAAGUCCCGGCUGUGGGAUGGCCACAGCUGCUUUGUGGACACCAUGGACUGUGACCCCUCAGCAGGGAGGAGAACAAACCCUGCCAGCAAAGGCCAUUCUCCCAGGGAUGCUGCAGCUUCAGGGCCUUCCAGGAGGAGCCUGCAAGCCCUCACCCAGGAGGAGGAGGAGGAGGAGGAGGAGGCAGGCAACAAAUCCUCCAUGUCAUGA
Melospiza melodia melodia is the source of this 1413-nucleotide messenger RNA. RefSeq names its product ubiquitin carboxyl-terminal hydrolase 42-like. The transcript has 13 exons. Lineage: Eukaryota; Metazoa; Chordata; Aves; Passeriformes; Passerellidae. The record is from RefSeq and is a predicted model, not a curated record. Bases 1 to 1413 code for a protein of 470 amino acids. Gene Ontology annotation, molecular function: cysteine-type deubiquitinase activity. Gene Ontology annotation, biological process: regulation of apoptotic process; protein deubiquitination. Gene Ontology annotation, cellular component: nucleus; cytosol.